This is a messenger RNA of Acanthosepion pharaonis, 1098 nucleotides long. The record is from the annotation of a GenBank genome assembly. Lineage: Eukaryota; Metazoa; Mollusca; Cephalopoda; Sepiida; Sepiidae.
AUGUUACGGCUUCUUUCUUUCUUUCUUUCUUUCUUUCUUUCUUUCCACGCUUCCGUAAUAUCUAACCCGCUUUUCCUUCCUUCCUGUCUGCCUUUUCCUUCCUUUUUCCUUCCUUCCUUCCUUCCUUCCUUCCUUCCUUCCUUCCUUCCUUCCUUCUUUUUCCUUUCUUUCCUUACUUCCUUCCUUCCUGCCUGCCUUUUUCCUUCCUUUUUCUUUCUUUCCUUUUUGCUUCAUCAUUCCUUCCUUCCUUCCUUUCUUUUCCCUUCCUUCCUUCCUUUUUCCUUCCUUCCUUUCUGCAUUUUCCUUCCUUUUUCCUUCCUUCUUUUUUCCUUCCUUCCUUCUUCCUUCCUUCCUUCCUGCCUUUUUCCUUCCUUUUUCCUUCCUUUCUUCCUUCAUUCUUUUUUCCUUCCCUUUUCCUUCCUCCGUUCCUUCCUUCCUUCUUUUUUUCCUUUCUUUUUCCUUCCUUCCGUCCUUCUUUCAUUCGUUCAUUCCUUCUUUUUUCAUUCCUCCCCUUUUCGAUCGUUCGUUCCUUCAUUCCUUUUUCGUUCGUUCCUUCUUUUUUCCUUCCAUUUUCCUUCCUUUCUUCAUUUUUCCUUCUUUCCUUCCUUCCAUUUUCCUUCCUUCCAUUUUCCUUCCUUCCUGCCUUCAUUCUUCCUUCCUUUAAAUAUCUAUCAGCUUGAUUCUUUAUUUGUCCCAUAUAUUUUUCUUUUUGUUUGUUACCGCUUUCUUUCUUUCUUUCUCUUCAUCCAUUCUUUCUUUCUUUUCAUUCAUUCUUUCUUUCUUUCUCUUCAUCCAUUCUUUCUUUCUUUUCAUUCAUUCAUUCUUUCUUUCUUUCUUUCUUUCUUUUCAUCCAUUCUUUCUUUCUUUUCAUCCUUUCUUUCUUUCUUUCGUUCUUUCUUUCUUUCUUUCUUUGCAUCCAUUCUUUCUUUCACUUCUCUUCUUUCUUGCUUUCUUUCUUUCUUUCUUUCUUUCUUUCUUUACUUAUCCUUUAUAUUUUUCUUUUUGCCUGUUACCUCUUUAUUAUUUCUUUCUUUCUUUUUUUCUUUCUUUCUUUCUUUUUUUCUUUCUUUCUUUCUUUUUUUUUCUUUCUAUCUUUGA